Adineta ricciae is the source of this 1251-nucleotide messenger RNA. The record is from the annotation of a GenBank genome assembly. NCBI's taxonomy places the organism in Eukaryota, Metazoa, Rotifera, Eurotatoria, Adinetida, Adinetidae.
AUGGCUACCAAUCAAACAAGUAAUCAGUUACACAAGUUCGAUCCAACUUUAUUCGACUGGAAUGAAUGGGAAAUUCUUUUCGACACAUAUUUGGCUGUAGAAGGUGUUUCGGACGAUUCGAAAAAAAGGAAUUUACUCAUUACUUCGUUGGAUGUUCAACCUUUCAAAACAUUAGUUUCAAUUUGUAAACCGAGCAAACCUACGACACUUACUUACUUGGAAGUAAUUACGAAACUUCGUACAAAUUACGCGAAAGUUACUUUCUCUUCAACUGAACGUAUCAAAUUCUUUGCUUUAAAACAAGAAGUUUCACAAUCAUUAACUGAUUUUGCAAAUAUUCUUCGAAAUAAAGCAACAGCAUGUGAUUUUCCAGCUGUUUUCUAUGAACAAGCUUUGAUUACCGCUUUUGUUGGUGGUCUUCGUGAUAAACAUGUUCGAAAACAUAUGAUGCAGAAGAAUCUGAAAACAAUGGAAGCAACAAUCAAUUCAGCCAAAACGAUCGAAUCAGUUUUGAUUGAAGGUGCAUCUACUCAAGGUCGUACAUCAGAUGAAUUGGAAGUUAAUAAAGGUCAUAAACAGGAUAUUCAAGAAGCAAAUUCGAAUCAGAAAAUUGCUUGUGCAAGUUGUGGAUCACACGAUCACGCACGUUCCACUUGUCGUUUUCGAAAACUUAUAUGUCGCACUUGCAAGAAACAAGGACAUAUCGCAAAAGUUUGUCGGUCAUCAACAAGUGAUGACGAGAAAACGAUAAAUUCGGUGUUGGUAGCAACUGUUCAAAAUGGAUCAUCGAAUCAAUCAUACGAAAUCCAAAUGUCGAUCGAUGAUAUUCCAGUUACAUUGCAGUUGGACACAGGAUCUCCAAGAACACUUUUAACUGAAUCGGUCUGGGUAAAUAUGGGAAAACCACGGUUGAAACGAAUUCAAAUGGGGUUGCAUAGUUUUACUGGGCACCAACUUACGUUAAAAGGAGAGAAAACCGUUAAUGUAGAGUACAACGGCAAAUCAAUACAAUUACCGGUAUUUAUUGUUAAUGGUUUUGCAAAUAAUAUUCUUGGUCGUGAUUGGAUUUAUGCAUUAAAUCUUAAUGCACGAUCGUUGAAUGAGAUUGCAUCUAUGAAUUCAUUGCCCGAUAUGGAUUUAGAUACUCAAAAUUUGAGCAAUAUGGUUAUUGAUUAUAGUGAUGAAUUGAAACGUGGUUUGAUAUGUGACGGAGAUCAAGCUGAAUUACACAUCAAACACCUGAUCAAGUAA